Messenger RNA from Urocitellus parryii (Arctic ground squirrel), 5807 nucleotides. RefSeq names its product microfibril associated protein 3 (gene Mfap3). NCBI's taxonomy places the organism in Eukaryota, Metazoa, Chordata, Mammalia, Rodentia, Sciuridae. The record is from RefSeq and is a predicted model, not a curated record.
CAAGCAUCCGCUCAGGCGGAAGGCGCUUCGUUCGGGUUCGGUUGGUCUCCACUCACCUCUCUUUAAUCUUGAAGAUUUCAAAAUAUACUGGGAUCUACCACUUUUUUGGAAAACUUUUCUACCAAGCAGUAAAUCACCCACUGUGCUCUUAUUAUAGCAUAGAAGCUUUUGAGUUUUCCGAGUCUAAACAAGGUUUUCUUUCAUUUUCCCAUGAAGCCACAUAGUUGCUUAUUCACUUUAGUGGUGAUUAUUAUUGUGCCAGCUGCUCUUGUUGUGGAAGAUGUGGACUUCAACCAAAUGGCCCCACUGGGAGCAAAUCAGAGUUCUUACAAUGCAUCAUUUCUUCCAAGUUUUGAACUUGCAGCAGGUUCCCACUCAGGUGAUAAUGUCAUCAUAGCCAAAGAAGGAACUAGCAUUUCAAUUGAAUGUCUUCUCACAGUUGAUCACUAUGAAGAUGUCCGUUGGUACAACUCAAAAGGACAACAACUGGAUGACAGAGGCAGAGGUGGAAAAUGGUUGGUUUCUGAUAACUUCCUAAAUAUCACCAACAUAGCCUUUGAUGACCGUGGGCUCUACACAUGCUUUGUCUCCUCUCCGGUUCAUGCCUCCUACUCUGUCACCCUCCGAGUUAUCUUCACCUCGGGAGACAUGAGUAUCUACUACAUGAUUGUGUGCCUGAUUGCCUUUACAAUCACUCUCAUCUUGAAUGUCACACGGCUGUGCAUGAUGAGCAGUCAUCUCCGCAAGACUGAGAAGGCCAUCAAUGAGUUCUUCAGAACUGAAGGGGCUGAGAAACUUCAGAAGGCUUUUGAGAUUGCAAAACGCAUCCCCAUCAUCACCUCAGCCAAGACUCUGGAACUCGCCAAAGUCACUCAGUUUAAGACCAUGGAGUUUGCUCGUUACAUUGAGGAACUGGCAAGAAGUGUUCCUCUUCCACCCCUUAUUCUAAACUGCCGGGCCUUUGUCGAGGAGAUGUUUGAGGCUGUACGAGUGGAUGACCCUGAUGACAUGGGAGAAAGAAUUAAAGAGAGACCUGCCUUGGAUGCUCAAGGUGGCAUCUAUGUCAUUAACUCAGAGAUGGGGCGGAGCAGUUCACCAGGAGGAGAUUCAGAUGAUGGCUCUCUGAAUGAACAAGGUCAAGAGAUAGCAGUUCAGGUUUCUGUCCACCUUCAGUCAGAGACCAAAAGUAUUGAUACAGAUUCUCAAGACAGCAAUCAUUUCAUCCCACCUGAUGAUACAGGAUCUGCAGAAUCCAGCUCUAACUACAAAGAUGGGGCCUAUGAAAACUGUCAGCUGUGAGCUUUCCCAGUACCUACAAAAAUAGCUCUCAGGAAAGGAGCUGUUUCUUGGAGGAAAUAACAUUUUUACCAAAAGAUGACUGGGGUUUUCCCUUUAUAUUAAGCACAUCAGAACAUGAAUUGCCAAAAUCUUUGCAAAACAUGCAGCACUUUCCUAUCUGAUAUUUCUCAGUUAUUUUUCCUUGAGCUUGAUUAACUGAUGCAUGUAAGAUUGAAAGGCACCUGAGAGAUAAGUAUAAUAGGAAAAGAACUGAAUUAAAUGUCCCAUGGCUUCACUUCCAUUGUCAUAUGUGACACUUGAGUUCUCAGUUUCCCAUCAGUAAGAUGAGGGAUUUGCAGUAGAUAAAAGUACCUUUAAAUCAUAAAAAUCUUCACUACAUCACUAGAUAAAACUUUCCCUAGACUUUUAGGUGCCCACCUUUUUUUUUUUUUUUUUUUCUAGAAAGGACCAAGCUGAGACUUUAUGCUCUGGAUUUCUAUACCUGAUGCCAUCGUGUGGACAUAUUCCAAAUGUUCUGCCUUGUGGAGUACACGAGUGUAUGUGCCACAUUGAAUCUUUUUACUGUUUCGCAUGAUGGUUGUUAUGCAGAUAUGAGGGAGCUUACUGCUCACUAGCAAAUUACUCUCCAUGAGUAAAUUGAUCCUUCUUCUGGCCAUAGCAUGUCUUUUUAACUUACUGAGACAUCAUUUAGUACUGAGACAUCAUUUAGUUCCUGGAGGCUGGCACUGAUUUCCCAACUGGUCUCCCAAAGUGAGCAGUCUUUUCCUUAGAAAUAAUGUUUCCAAUGCUUUUAGAAUAAGAAUAACAUCAAAUUGUCUAUCUCUGAUAAAUCAUGGAUAUUUCUGUUGAGAAUUUCUCAGGCGUUCCCUUUUUAAAAGUUUUGGACACAAAAAGUGGGUUCUAUGUUUGGGAUCCCAUUCAAGAACUUAUAUGCCUCUUUAGACCUCUGUUAACACUCUUGCCCUCUGUGGUCUUAAACAUGGUGCUAAAGGUUGCAUGCCUCCAUAUUUAGCUUAUUUUGUUUGUAUUUUAUUGUUGAUGUUUUUAUUUUUGUGUAUUUCAGAUGUGUGAUUUUGAGUUAAGUCUGUUUUUCUAGCCUUUCUAAGAAGCAUUUUACCUGAUAAGAUUAGAAAAUUGUGUCUUGUGUGUUAACUAUAUUAAAACAGACAAUCUAGACAUAGAAGGAGAAAAAUGAUGAAUGAUGCCACCUGGUUCAACUGUGUAUAAUAAACACUUAACAUGGCAUUUCUUGCCUAUCUGAGAUCUGAUAUAACGGAACUGUAAAUAUUCUUCAGGAUAAUUUCUUCAGCUACAGGAAGCUUGGUGCCAUAUAAUUUUAAGAACUUAGCAGUGGGGCUCCAUUUGAUGCUUCACGUUUCUUCAUUUGGUUUCUGGUUAUUGAAGUAUUACUUGAACUAGAAGCUUCUGAGGGAAAUGUUCAGACAGGGUUUUAUCAUGAUUUUAAUUUAAGGUUUCAAACAGAAAGACAGGAAAUUCAAAGUGUGACCAGUAGAACCCAUGUCUCCCUUUGUCCAACUUAACCAAAAGUAAUAUAUCUGCUCUGGAUGGCAUAAAUGAAUCAAUGUGCAGCUUUAUCAGAUGGCAUUAUGGAUAAAGAUGAUAAUGCUGCCUUUUCUGUCUCUCUGGCUGUUUCCAUGGAAACCUCCAGAGCCAAACAAAAGCUAUCAAUCAAUUAGCCAAAGCUUACCUUGGCUCUUAUUUCUUUAAGAAUUAUGUUUUUGUACGUUUGACUAUGACAGCAAGGGCUUUUAAACAUACCCUAGAUUAUGAAACACUUUUUCCUUUCCCACAAUGUUUCUCUUGAAAAUUAAAAAAAAAAAUUUAAUGCUCCUUGUAUGUGUCAAUCUCCUGAAUAUCACUCAGAUCUUCAGAUAGUACCUCCAACCCUGCCCUAAUAUACAAGUUCAGGAUUUUUUUUCUUAUAUGUAGCUUGUUACAUUAAAGAGAGGGGUUUUAUCCCAGAUAUUCUCAGAAAGGACAUUAGUGUUUGGAACCCUAACAUAAAUACUCUUAAUGAUCAAUGUCCUAGGAAACAACUUUGGAAAAAUAUAGCAAAUACUGCAAAAUAUCUGUAAGUUUGCACAAUUCUAUGUAAUAAAUAAGUACAGGCUACUCCAAUGUAUCCUGAAUACAUUAUUUUAGAAAUAAAAUGUUGACCUAAUUGGUAACAAAAGUAACUGGUUUACUUUGAAUCUUCUAGGUUAGGGUACCAUAAAGUAGGUCAAAUCUUAAUAGGAGCUGGUAUUAUUUAGUAAAGCUAUAUUUCAAGAKGAAGAAAACCACACUUAUUAAUAUUUUCUGUAUCUAAUCAAGUACUCUUCAUGUGUAAUUAGCAAUGUGAUCUUUUGUAAAAUCCUUAACCUUUUGAACUUAAACUGCAGUCUCAAAGUCGUUAGACGGUAGUUGUGGUGUCAUUAUCUUUUUGUUUCACCUAAUUUUAUAGUUAGUAAAAAAAAAAUGCCUAUGUCCAACAAAAUGUAUUUAAAAUAGUUCUAUUCUCAUUUAUAAAUUGUCAUUUAAUGAACUUUAUUGUUCUUAAGAGAUGAAACCAGAGCUUUGUGAAAUAAAUUUGCCAAAAAUUAAAACUUAAACAUUUAUAUAAAUUCCCUGUCAACUGAAACCAGAUGAGCAUCCUCUGAGUUGACUUGUGCUUAUAGGUGGUAUGAUAACCACCUGUCCUCAAAGUUUUAUCUGUUAUGAUGGUUUCAUUCUUGAAUCAGGCCCAAUGAGCAUUUAUAUUUCCUACUCACUACCUUGAUAUUUAUAAAUAUCUUCCAACUUGCUGAUCUGGGAUGGUUGUGAGAAGGCUCCUGGYGGCUUCUUUGCUAUCUGCAUGCUGUUUUCCCUUCCAUCUUCCAGCCACAGUGAGCUCCUGGUCCAGCCCUCUCUACAUCCUGCAUGUAGUUUCACCCUUGAGCAAAUUUCAUUGGGUCCCAGAGUGGCACGAAAGUACUGCAUGCUUGUUUUCUAGUGCCCAGCUAGUCAUGGGUGCUACCCUUGUCUCUACAGACCAGCAGUUGUAACUCAAGUGUAUUGUAUUUCCUGAGUCACUAGUAAGAGAACACAAUCUUUUCUCAUAUAGGCCAGGAAUGUUCAAAAUGCUCAGCCUUGUACAGAAACUCCUAGAUUCUCAUUGUCAUACUUUGCAAAAGUAAAUACCAUUAUUUGGUAUGAUUCAGAUGAUGUUUAAAUUCUCAGCAUUUUAAUAAAUAGUUGCAUUAUAAUUUUGUCUUUUUUAAGAAAAAGUCACACUUGAAUGUAAUUUAUUAAAUGCUCAAUGGAGUAUAUUUCAUUUGCCUGAAAUCUAUAUAGUAUCUUUCAUUUUUGUGUGAUGGAAUUUGAUGUUAAUGAUUUUAAAGAGGAGUAAAUUUGAAUUCAAUUUAAGAUUCCACUACAGCUAUCCAUUUCAAUAUUAAACAUACUUACUAAGCAUCGGUGUAUUUUUAGUCUGUGAACCAUACUGGUAUGGGCAUCCUGCCCACAACAAUCCUUACAGAUAACAGGCUSUCCUUCCUGAGCCUAGACACUAUGGUGUCCUAUUUUUGAAAUAUAGCAUUCCUGGCAAAGGCAAGAGCCUGGGCAAARGCUUAGAGAUAAGAAGAUUCAGUAACAUGUUUCAGAGAGCAUGUUAAUUACUAUGUAAAGUUUAUGAUGAGCUUUGGCAGCCAAGAGUCCCAUAGGUGUGAAAGUUUGUAAUAGGAAAUGAGUAUAGAAAAGCACAGGGUCUUAGGAGAAAGGCAAAGGGAGCAGGUGGGAGGUGAGACUCAUUACUUAAUGCCACCGACUCCUUAGAAUGCAAAUCCUGCCCCUGUCCUUCAGGGGCAAAGGAUUGUUGGACUUGCCACCCCUCACCAUGUGUGAUGGAAUUUACUAGCCUUGUAAUCAUGGACAAGUAGUGACUCAGCCCUCUGGGCUUCAGUAAAAUGGAGUUGGUUAUACCUACUUCAUAGAAUUGACAUGAGGAUUAAAUGUAGCAACAUGUAAGAAAACAAUUAGUUGUAAGGUGCCAUAUGGUAUAAGGAGGUAGUAAUGCAACCAUAUCCAACUGAUGAUUGGCAUCAUCUGUAGUGAACAAAAAAAAUUUCUCUACAUCUCUUAGUUGUACGCCAUAGAAACCUAAUUGUGGUGGCUUACCCAAAUAAAUUUAUUUUCUCAAUACAAAGUCCAGAUAUAAGCCAUCCAAGGCUGGUGCAGUGGCUGAGUGGGCUUCUAGACUCCUCUCUACCUUUAGCAUGUGGCUUUCAUUCUCAUGGUCACAGGAUGUCUUAGGUUGACUUUCUCUGGAAGGAGUUUCUGAUACAAGGAUUUUUCUGCAAGUAAUUUAUUUUGGAGGUGAUACCAGAAAAGUAGGGGAAGUGAGGCUGGAAAGAGAAGAACAACAAUACAGGAUGCAUUAAUGAGUAGGUUAUUGCUACUAGUAACUGCUGAGAGCCAUUAGCCAAGUAGGUAUGACAAUUUCCUUGCCAGCGUACCCCAUGUUGCUUAGA